GAUCUUCCAGCAGCAGCACAUACUUACCGCUACUUCUCACAGGGAAAAUUCUCUAAAAAGUCGUCUGACAGAAUGUAAGCAGGAUCCUAUCGCUUGUGGAGAUAAAUAUUAUUCAUCGCCUUUUGGAUCGUGAUAAACUUAAAAACUGCAAGACUCCUGUGCCUCCCCCGGGAGAAUCCUGUGGAGCUGGCUGCUGGAUUGUCGUGUCUAUCAAAACAAAGGAACAGGAGCAGAGGCUAGUUGGAAGGAAUGAGGAGAGUCUCUUUCCAGCAUGGAUGAAGUAGAGAGGCUGCCUGCAGUGUCUGGGAUUAAGUCAGUCUCACACACCAGCAGGGUGCAGGCUAGAGGUUACUGAAUGAACUUGGAUGAAGAAAGCACACAGUCAUUAGACAAUAGGAUUUAUCCAGAGCAUGUAGGAGCCCUCUUUGGACCAUACUGAAGGAGAAGUGCAUGGUUACAGACCUAAACCACAGCAAUAUCUGCAGCCUGAGCUGAAUUUAUUUCUGAACUUAUAUUUUCCAAGCCAGAAACCCAGAACAACUGUGAAGCCCAGAAUCUUUGACCACAUACGCAGCAGAGGUUUUCAGGAAUUGGAGUCAUGCAUAUUUUCAGCUCGCAUUUAUCGUCACUGAAUCUUUCUGGAUAUGAACUAACACCAAAGACAAAAACGGGACGUAGCUGCAUCUGUCUUCUUUUUGAACACCAGUACUAAGACACUUUCCACUCAGCUGGAGCUUUUAAAACUUCUGUUCUUUGGAGUCUUGAUUCACAUUUGAGGCUUCAAGGGUGAUGCGUGUAUAAUUUUCUGUACAUAAAUCUCAUCGUUUUUUUUUUUCCAAAAUACAUUUUGGGUUGUACAGUUUUUCAAUUUUUAUCAGCUCAGGAAAUAUUUCUAUCCAGAGAAGUCAUGAACUUGGGAAAACUCUCUGGCCUGAAGGGCCUAGUGUCCCACUCCUCAGGAAAGCGUCGCUUUAAAGGUGACCUCACCCCGGACAUGAUUAGCCCCCCGCUGGGCGACUUCCGCCAUACCAUGCACGUUGGCCGCGGAGGGGAUGUUUUUGGCGACACCUCGUUCCUCAGCAACCACGGCGGAGCAGGAAACAACACAGAUGGAGACUCUUCCUCAACUUCAGAGAAGAAUGAGGGAUUUUUCUCCCGAACUCUCCGCCAUGUCCGCAGGACCCCAGACAGGCCCCGUGGUGGCUCCAAGGACCUUUCACCCCCGCCUCCACCCAUUUCUCCCAUCAUAAAAAAUGCCAUCUCUCUGCCCCGUCUGGAUGUGGACUCACCCAAUGGUUGUACUGUGAAAGUGCUUUUUCCUAGUACACCCAAGACACCAGAAAAUUCUACUUACAUGUACGGUUUAGAGUCUGGUUUCGUCACUUUGCCGAGGCUGUCACGCACCGAGCGUCAAUCCCAGGGCAGCUAUCCCCCAUCAUGCCCUCCUGAAAUCCACAGAGGCUCCCUCACCGACACGGGUAUCUCCUGUUUCCCCUGCUCAGACUCCGUCAGUCCCUCGGACUCCAUGAACUCUUUCACACUCGAUCUGGGCCCUUCCCUCAUGUCUGAGGUAUUCGCCAUGAUUGACAGCCCUGUAUGUGAAAAAAGCAUUUCCUACAGUGAAACCACGUGUGAGCCCACUCUGGCAUUAGGAUCGACUGAUGAUGACGUCGACUCGGAUGCGACCACAUCCUUGGUGGACUCCCUCCUGAGAGAAGACGGUGAUGGAAGGACGCGGUUGUACGGAGGAGAGUGGAAGCAUUCGGACUUUGUUAAUGGCGAGUCGCUGAAAAAAUCCAAGGUGGGAGAUGUGAUGUUCUCGAACGCUGUUGAGGAUCACGGCAUGGAGCCAGAACGUUUCCAGAGGGCUGCAGAUGUGCUGGCACGUCAUUACGGAGGAGGACUGAGGAAUGCAGAUGCCAACCGUUCUCAGAGGAGACCCUACAACUAUCCUGAUGAGGAAGAGGAGAUCAAAGUCUAACAGUAUGAGAUGG
Messenger RNA from Triplophysa rosa, 1994 nucleotides. It is a transcript of the gene cdc42ep1a, whose product is annotated as CDC42 effector protein (Rho GTPase binding) 1a. Lineage: Eukaryota; Metazoa; Chordata; Actinopteri; Cypriniformes; Nemacheilidae. The transcript is spliced from 4 exons. The record is from RefSeq and is a predicted model, not a curated record. Bases 908 to 1981 code for a protein of 357 amino acids.